This is a messenger RNA of Penicillium chermesinum, 888 nucleotides long. RefSeq lists its product as uncharacterized. Gene Ontology annotation, biological process: regulation of transcription by RNA polymerase II. NCBI's taxonomy places the organism in Eukaryota, Fungi, Ascomycota, Eurotiomycetes, Eurotiales, Aspergillaceae. Gene Ontology annotation, cellular component: mediator complex; core mediator complex. Gene Ontology annotation, molecular function: transcription coregulator activity. The record is from RefSeq and is a predicted model, not a curated record. The transcript has a single exon. Bases 1 to 888 code for a protein of 295 amino acids.
AUGAACGCCGCGUUUCAAUCAUCCCUCUCAAACGUCGAAUCGAAGCUCAAUGCGCUCCUGACCACCAUCACUACUGCGCCUGCUGCGGCGGGAGCCCCAGCUGCAGCAGCAGCUUUAUUGGAAGUGGACGACACACUAUCUACUUCCAUCGACACCCUCCGGCUCCACCAAGAGAACCAUGCCACGAUUCUUCGUCUUCGCGCAGAAGCAGAGCGACUGGAGCGCCGAGUGAAAGAUAUUGUCAAAUCAAUCGAGGAGUUCGAUAAAGGGAUCCAAUCAGCCUAUGGCGACGACAGUGACAGUGAUCGGGAUUCAAUAGAAGAGGGGACCAGCAACGCAGGAAUCAAGCCCCGGAAAGAAAUCGACUAUCGGCUCCUAUUGGACUUCGCUCGCCGGAUCAGCAAAUAUAACCACGAGGCCGCUGCUGACGCCGCGAAUGGAAUUGCUGCUCAGAAAAGCCAAGAGACCGCCGUCCCUGAUUUAAACGGAGAGGCAAAUAAUGGAGCUGAGCCGGUAGCAACGGUGACCAAGAGCGCGACACAAUGGCUGGACGACUCCGCAAACAGCACCCGCGAAGUCUACAUGCUACCAUAUCCCAUGGAGGAUCGGAUCCGCAUGGGUCUGAUGGGCCAGGUGCAAUUGGCGGCAGGCCAAGACCUUGACAAAGAAGUCGAUCGAUUAAUCCGUGAAGCGGAAGGCCUUGGCGCGGCAGAGCCGGUUGCUCCAGCGCCUGCAGCGGACGCAAGGCAAGAGCAGUCUGCCAAUGCCGCAGCUCAAGCGGGCUCUGAUAUAGCCCGGGCGCCCGCACCCCGAGCGUCUGCGCCAAGGCCACCGCCAAAAGCAACUCUCGAUCUUGAUCUUUAUGAUCCCGACGACGACGACAUGUAG